AAACGAAGCGUUUUUUCAGUAUUUAGAAAAUCUUCUUCCGCCCGCCCAUUCGAUCCAAUUCUUUCAACCAUAACCAUUCAAUUCAAACGCACAGAGGGAGUGAGAAAAUGGAGAAGAUCUGCGUUGCAGUGAGAGUGAGACCUCCGGUCUCCCAAGAUUCCUCCGCCGGAACCUACUGGAAUGUCGGAGACAACCGCAUCUCCCUCCACAAGCUUCACGGCACCCCCAUCUCCGGCCUCUCUUACGCUUUCGAUUAUGUGUUCGAUGAAAGUUGCACAAAUGCUCAGGUUUACGAGCUUCUUACCAAGGACAUCAUUCAUGCUGCAGUUGAAGGGUUUAAUGGAACUGCAUUUGCCUAUGGGCAAACCAGCAGUGGCAAGACAUUCACCAUGAAUGGUUCUGCAAAUGAUCCGGGAAUUAUUCAUCUGGCAGUAGAAGAUAUAUUCCGGAAAAUACAAAUAAUGUCUGACCGUGAGUUUCUCAUUCGAGUUUCCUACAUGGAAAUUUACAAUGAAGAAAUUAAUGACCUUUUGAGCUUGGAGAAUCAGAAAUUGCAGAUUCAUGAGAGUUUGGAGCGUGGCAUAUUUGUUGCAGGCCUAAAGGAAGAAAUUGUAAACAAUGCUGAACAGGUUCUUCAGCUUAUAGAGUCAGGAGAAGUUAAUAGGCACUUUGGUGAGACAAACAUGAAUGUUCGAAGUAGCAGGUCUCACACAAUAUUUAGAAUGGUAAUUGAAAGCAGGGGAAAGGAUACGAAGUCCUCUGAUCGAUAUUCAAGCAAUGAUGCCAUCCGUGUCUCAGUCUUGAACUUGGUAGAUUUGGCUGGUUCUGAGCGGAUUGCUAAAACAGGAAUAGGUGGAGUACGGUUGAAGGAAGGAAAGUACAUUAACAAGAGCUUAAUGAUUCUUGGCAAUGUAAUUAACAAACUAAGUGAGGGUGCAAAACAGAGGGGACAUAUUCCUUACCGUGAUAGUAAGCUAACCCGUAUACUUCAACCUGCCCUCGGUGGUAAUGCCAAAACUUCGAUUAUUUGCACAGUAGCACCAGAAGAGGUCCACAUUGAGGAAACAAAGGGCACUCUCCAGUUUGCUAGUAGAGCGACGCGAAUUACUAAUUGUGCUCAAGUGAACGAGGUCUUGACAGAUGCUGCUUUACUGAAAAGACAGAAGUUAGAGAUAGAGGAGCUACGUAAGAAACUUCAGGGGUCUCGUGCUGAGGUGCUGGAGCAAGAGAUUUUAAAACUUAGGAAUGAGAUGCUUAAGUAUGAACUAGAGCGUGAGAAGCUUGAAAUGCAACUGGAAGAGGAGAGACGAUCACACAAAGAAUGCAAUCAAUGCAUUAGAGAGCAACAGAUGAAAAUUGAAAAUCUGAGCAGUCUGGUUACAUUUUCAGAUUAUGAUAGGAACUCUAGUCAGGAACAGAAGUCUAAGAGGGAAAGCCCUGAGGAAGAAAGCGGUGACAGCAGUAGUAAAUGCCAAGGAGACAUUUUCAGAACUCCUUGCUUUAAGGCAGCUCCCAAGAACUUUGUUGUCAGGCGAUCAAAUUACUCAAAUCUGUCUGAGUAUAGCCCACUUCCAGAUUCUUUUAGUAACGUGGUUGAUGAAGACACUUGGUUCAAAAUGAACAAAGGUUACAAAGCAGACCUUGAUUUGCUUCAGAUGAUUUCUGUGGCUUCUGCCAGAAAAGUUCAAUCCUUUCCACUAAGUGACUUAACACUAACUCCUGUUCCUUUAUAUGAGAAUUGUAAACAAGAACUUGAAAAUCUCAAGAGACAAUUAGAAAUCAUAUCUGAAGAGAAAAAUGAACUGCAGAGAAAGCACACAGAGCAAAUACUAUUAAAUGACCGAUUAAUGAAAGAAAUAUCUGAACUAAAACACGAAGCGGAAAUUAUUCAAGAAAUCCCUGAACGAUUGCGUGAAUCUGUGGCAAGUUGCAAAGAAAUUUAUGAGGAUGUUGUGUCAACAGUGCAGUACGUGGCAUCUAAUAGAGAAUCUUCAGCAGCAAAACUACUAUGUGGCACACGGGAAAUUGGUAGAGCCCUUUUAUCAACUUUGGAAACUCACUUCUUAAUUGUUUUGAAUGGUCACAAGCCUUUCCAUGCAAAUUUUGUAUCCCAAGAGCAAUACAAAGAGCUUUCUGAGAGGUUGAAAAGCACUUUAAUAUCCUUGGUUGCAUCAGAAACACCAAUCAUGAAGAAUAAACAAGUGAAGAAUCCACAAUGUAGUUGCAACUCAAAGGUAGCUGCCUGGUCACAGUUAUCAAGAUCAUUUAUGAUUCUAUUCUCUAUCAUAAUUAUGGGAUAUAUUGUUUCCUUCUUCAAGAUUCUGAUUCUUUAAACUCUUUGCUACAUAUUCUUUACAAGGUAAUACACCUUGUUCAAGUGAUAUACUGUCAUGUUACACGUACAAAAUGUAGAUCCAAAUUCCCAUCUAAUUAAUAGACAGAAAGAAAAUUU
Messenger RNA from Rubroshorea leprosula, 2452 nucleotides. NCBI's taxonomy places the organism in Eukaryota, Viridiplantae, Streptophyta, Magnoliopsida, Malvales, Dipterocarpaceae. The record is from the annotation of a GenBank genome assembly.